Messenger RNA from Quercus robur (English oak), 2284 nucleotides. Its product is annotated as wall-associated receptor kinase-like 2. The transcript is spliced from 2 exons. The record is from RefSeq and is a predicted model, not a curated record. Bases 127 to 2148 code for a protein of 673 amino acids. Gene Ontology annotation, molecular function: protein serine/threonine kinase activity; ATP binding. Lineage: Eukaryota; Viridiplantae; Streptophyta; Magnoliopsida; Fagales; Fagaceae. Gene Ontology annotation, cellular component: plasma membrane. Gene Ontology annotation, biological process: protein phosphorylation; cell surface receptor signaling pathway.
AGCAAUUCAAAGAAGUUAUCUAACCUAUAAUGAGUCUUACAAUUAGACAAAUUGAUUCCGCGUUGUAAUAAGAAAUAAGCAAAGCAAGCCAAACUCAUUCGAACUGUCUGGAAACUCAAAUGAUCAAUGGAGAGCUUUUCAUUCUAUACUCUCUCAAUAGUCCUGUUUCUAUGUUUGUUUUGUGACACAACAUAUUGCCAACAAGCUUACCUGAACAAUUCACAGCUCAACUGCACUGGCAACCCUUCUAUAUCAAAAGGGUACCUAUGCAAUCGUCCUCUGCAGUCAUGCAAAUCCUAUGUAACCUUCAGGUCCCAACCACCCUAUGACACUGCCAAAAGCAUCGCCGAUUUGUUUGGAUCGGAAGCCUCCCUUAUUGCUUCAACAAACAAUGUCUCAAAUAUUUUCGACAGCAUUCCAGCUAAUAAGUUGACUACAGUUCCAAUUACAUGCUCAUGUUCUGGCUCUAUCUACCAGUACUACACUCAUUACACCGUCAAGAAAUCAGAUACAUAUUUUCGUAUAGCGAAUGAUACUUACCAAGGCCUUACCACUUGCCAGGCAUUGAUUGGUCAAAACUACUAUAAUAGUGAAGAUAUUCCGGUGGGCAUAGAGCUGACGAUUCCAGUGAGAUGUGCAUGCCCAACUGAGAAUCAGACGGUGAAUGGAGUCAUCUCCUUGCUCGAUUAUAUGGCGACAACAAAUGAUACGGUUUCAUCAAUUGCAAAGGCUUUUGAGGUGAGUGUGCAGAGCAUAUUAGAGGCAAACAUGUUGUCACAGAAUAGCACUAUCUAUCCAUUUACACCUAUUCUGGUUCCUCUGGAAAGCAAAAUUUGCACUACAAAUCCGGGUAGUUUCUUUUGCGACUGUCCUAAUGGCUAUGCUGCAGAUGGUGUCAGCUGCAAGACCGAUCCUAGAAAGCUUCCGGUCAAAUGGAUUGCUCUAUUAGGUAUUGGCAUUGGCAUGGUAUUCUUGUGUCUAUUUCUUUUAGGCUACAAGUUAUAUCAGUUCCUGAAGAAAAGAAAACACAGAAUUCAUAAGGAAAAAUUGUUCAAGCAAAACGGUGGCUUCUUGUUACAAGAAAAAUUCUCAACUUAUGGAAGUAGUGAGAAAGCAAAGAUAUUCACUGCAGAGGAACUGCAAAGGGCAACAGACAACUACAACAAAAGCAGAUUUCUUGGUCAAGGAGGCUAUGGUACAGUUUAUAAAGGAAUGUUACCUGAUGGCAACAUAGUUGCAGUUAAGAAGUCAAAAGGAAUUGAUAAAAGCCAAAUUGAGCAAUUCAUUAAUGAAGUAGUCAUUCUUUCCCAAAUCAAUCAUAGAAACAUUGUCAAAUUAUUGGGUUGUUGUUUGGAGACUGACUAUCCGUUACUUGUUUAUGAAUUUAUUCCUAAUGGAACCCUUUCCCAACAUAUCCAUCGGCGAGACCUUGAAUUAUCACUUUCAUGGGAGAACCGCAUUAGAAUUGCAUGUGAAGUUUCUGGAGCAGUAGCAUAUAUGCAUUGUGCAGCUUCAAUCCCCAUCCUUCAUCGAGACAUCAAAUCUUCCAACAUUCUCUUGGAUGAUAAGUUUGCUGCCAAAGUGUCUGACUUUGGUACAUCAAGAGCAGUCCCGGAUGAUAAAACUCACUUCACCACAGAAGUGAAAGGAACUUUGGGGUACUUGGACCCAGAGUACUUCCAAUCAAGCCAAUUCACAGAAAAAAGUGAUGUAUAUAGCUUUGGAGUUGUGCUUGUAGAGCUUCUAACCGGGGAAAAACCAAUUUCUUUUGCAAGAGAUGAAGAAGAGAGAAAUCUUGUUUCGCACUUCAUUGCAUUGACAAAGGAGGAUAGACUGCAUCAGAUUUUACAACCUCGAGUUGCUAGAGAAGCAAGUACAGAGGAUAUUCAUGCUAUUGCAAACCUGGCAAUGAGAUGUUUGAGAUUGAAUGGAAAAAAGCGGCCUACAAUGAAAGAGGUUUCGAUGGAGCUGGAAGCUUUGAGAAAAUCCCAAAAAUGCUUAGAGAAUUUCCAAGAGCCUCAUAUAUUGAGAGAUGAAGUAUCAUUCAUAUCCAUAGACAGCACAAGGGAAAGCCAAGAACCUACAGAGGAAACGAUCAUCUCUUCCCUGGAAAUGGAGUCUGCAUCAACAAUCUUGAAAUCAGCUUGAUAGAGGAACUUUCUUCUUUCUUUUGUAGUCUUAACACAGUUUGCAUCAAUCUUGUAAUCAGCUUGCAAACGGAACUUUUUUCUUUCUUCUGUAAUCUUUAACAGAGGUAUUUUAAGUAGAUGACCUUAUAAGUUCA